UAAUCUGAGAGCAACGUCAGCCCCACCCUCUGUGGUUUCUGAUUCUCAGAGACUUUCAGUUUCACUACUCUCCUCUGCUGCCAGCGAUGGCGUCUGCUGAUCUGAGAAAGGAGCUGGACUGUUCCAUCUGCCUGAGCAUUUAUACAGAUCCUGUAACCCUGAGAUGUGGCCACAACUUCUGCCGGGUCUGUAUUGAUCGUGUGCUGGAUACACAGGAGGGGUCUGGAGUUUAUUCCUGUCCUGACUGCAGAGCAGAGAGUCAGGAGCGUCCUGCACUGAUACAGAACAUAACUCUGUGUAACAUAGUGAGGAGUUUCCUGUCUACUCAUCCAGAUCAGGAGGAGACUGGGAUCUUCUGCACUUACUGUAUUCACUCUCCUGUACCUGCUGCUAAAUCCUGUCUGCAUUGUGAGGCUUCUCUGUGUGAUAAUCACUUGAGAGUACACAGCAAGUCAGCAGAGCAUAUCUUAUCUGAUCCCACCACCACCCUGGGGAACAGGAAAUGCUCUGUCCAUAAGAAGGUCCUGGAGUAUUACUGCACUGAGGACACUGCCUGUAUCUGUGUGACCUGCAGUUUGGCUGGAAAACAUCGUGGACACCUGGUGGAGUUGCUGGAUGUGGCCUCGGAGAAGAAGAAGAAGAAACUGAGACAUAUUCUGCAGAAACUGACAAUAAAGAGAGAGGAGGCUGAGAAAAGAGUCCAGAGCCUGCAGGAGCGCAGAAUAAAUGAUCAGGAAAAAGCAGCUGGUGUAACAGAGACAGUCACUGCCCUGUUUAGAGACAUCAGGAGACAGCUGAAUGACCUGGAGAAGAGAGUCCUGAGUGAGAUAUCCAGGCAGGUACAGUGCGCCUCACUCCCAGUCUCGGAUCUGAUCCAGCAGCUGGAAAUACAGAAGGACGAGCUGUCCAGGGAGAUGCGUCACAUUGAGGAGCUGUGUAAUCUGCCUGAUCCAGUGACUGUCUUACAGGAACCAGACACAGGUGAUUGGUGUGAUGCUGAGGAUAGAGAGAGACCUGAUAACCAGGACCGUGGUGUGGGAGAGCUGGAUGUGGGUCACUUAUCAGAGACAUUACACACAUUAUAUGAUAUAUUGACCAGUAUAAAUGAAGGAAUCUAUGUCCAGGAUUCUACUGACAGACUGCAGGAGGUAAACCCAGCAGCUGGUACAGAAUCAGACAAGGCAAUGUUUGUAAAGCCAGCGGGUAAUGCAGAAUCUGACAUUAUAACUGGUAUAAAAAUAGGGCUCUAUGUGCACCAACCUACAAAGAUAAUACUGGAUAUAAACACAGCUGCUAGUAAUAUAAAUAUACCACAAUCUAUCACUGAUAACUCUACAUUUAAGUCUAAGCCUAUAGAACCAACCUGUGCAAACUGGUCAGAUUACGCCUGGUAUUGUCCAGAUAAACCGGAGAGAUUUCAGCAUUAUAACCAGGUGUUAAGCACCAGCAGCUUUUCCUCAGGGCGACAUUACCUGGAUAUGACUGUGAGUGAAUCAGGAUGGUGGAGUGUAGGGAUGAGCUAUCCCAGUAUAGACAGGAGAGGAGAUCAGUCACGCAUUGGGUAUAAUGACAAGUCCUGGGCUUUGUGCAGAGGGUGGUAUAACCGAUGUUCAGCGAUACAUGACAGGAUAGAGAUCUGUUUGUCCACCUUUCCUGGUAGCACUGUGGGGAUAUAUCUGGACUAUGAGGCUGGACAGCUGUCCUUUUAUGAUCCAUCUCAGCAGAUGAGACACAUACACACCUUCACUGCCACCUUCACUGAGCCCCUUCAUGUUGCAUUAUGCAUAGGGAAGGGUGCAAUUAUAUCUGGGACAGUCAGGUGCUGUAAAAAAUAAUCCUAAAACCCCCCACCUGAGACUGGUGACAUCACAGAGAGGGAGGUCUGAUUGGUAAAAUAUGCAGCCAAUAGAAUGAAGCAGUGGGUGGAGCUACAGCUGAUCGCCUCCACUGUAGAAUUACCAGAUAUCCUUUUUCACUGACUGGUUGUAAUGACUGCCUGUCAGCUGGUGUAUACCCUAUUAGUGCAGUCAGGCGGUGACUGAGAUAAUGUCUCAUUUAUAACAAUACAAAGUUGGCUUGGACUACAAAUACCAGCAUGCCUCAUUUAUUAACUUGAUAUUUGUCUCUUUAAAACUUAUGCUGCAUGGAAUUGUAGCCCUGGAUUGUGGGGCCAAAUUAUCAAAUAGACCUGAAAAUAACUAUUUUCUACCAAUGAUCAUGGCGGCAAUAGAAAAUAAUUAUUCGGGCCAGUUUAGCAAAAAUAAAUGUUCGGUGCAUCUGAGUGACGCUGGGCUCUCCAGUAAUACUGCCGGCAGCAGUAAGCAGAGACUUGCCGCAUCACUGACCUUCCCCACGCAGAGUUCAUCAAAUGAAAAAGUAUACAUAAAAAACAGAAAGUAAUGUUAAAUAUAUAUAUACUGUAUAUAUUUAUACUACUAUAGUUGUAAUAAGCAAAAAAAAUUAUUUACUGUAAUAAUAAAACAUUUUUUUCUUGUUUAUUUCAUCACUUUCCUAAGAUUACGAUAAUAUAAAAGAACAGCUGUGGCACAUGCGCAAUGGCUAAAAAUUGCUCCAGUUGCGUUAACAACGGUUGUUUGCGUUCCCAUCUGGAUCUGGCCCAACAUGUGGUAAAUUGCUGCCUUUGCUUUGCAGGAAUACUCGGCGAUGGCCAUCACAGGCUGAUGAGAUUACCAAAUAGACCUGAUAACUAAUAAAUAUUCCCCUAAAGGUGGGUACACACUGGCCGAUUUAUAUCGGCCGUUCUCUUGAACGGCUGAUAAUAUCGCCGGUCCGUCGGCCAGUGUGUACGGGCGAUAUGUCUGUGAACUCCGUCAUUCACAGACAUAUCGUGUUGGCCCCGCAGCACAGCCGACAGCCAGUAUAUAUACCAAUAUAUUGGCGCGUCGCUGUGUGUGUACGGGCGACCAGCCAGUCGCCCGUACACAUGCUGCGACAGCCGGCGGUGAUUGACAGCUGAACUGGGCAGGUGUGUGUACACGUCCACCCAGUACAUGACGUCAGUCCCUGACUGAUCGUGCAGUGUGUAUGCACAGCACACUGCCCGAUCCGUCCAUAGAUAUAUCUGCCGAUCAAUUGAUCUGCAGAUAUAUCUAUCAGUGUGCACCCACCUUAAGAACCUAGAGAAGUCGGUGAACAAUCUAUAAAUAUGGUUUAUUAUAACUAGACUGGAUGAAGGUCCCUUAUUAAGCUUGGUGUCUAUUACCAGGGCCCCAUAGCAAAUAUUGUUUUGCAGGGGGUUCAGACAAAGUGGAGUUACAGCACACAACAUGUACAAUGAUAAUUUGGUGGGCGUCCUUACAUGGUAUUGCCUAAUAAUGGCAGCUUGUUAGAAUAAUAUCAGUUUAUGUUAGAAAUGUUAGUGUUUUGUGUGUAUUUUUGCCUGUAUUUGGUAAUGGCUUUAUAGAAAUGUAACAAGAUGAGCCUAUCACACGACUCCCUUUUGGGCGUCACCAAUGGGAUUGUAAUGUGGUAUGAUAAUGUAUUCAUGUAAAAUUUCCUGUUAGUUGGCGUCUAUAUCUGUAGCUGAGAAUAACUGUAUGUAAGUUUGGUCUGUUCAGUUCUGACUACUCUGCAUUGAUAAAAAGCCAGUGCCACUUGUUAUAGCAUUUAAAUAAACUUGUAUCUUUAGCACAA
This is a messenger RNA of Pseudophryne corroboree (corroboree frog), 3654 nucleotides long. RefSeq names its product E3 ubiquitin/ISG15 ligase TRIM25-like. Gene Ontology annotation, molecular function: protein binding; zinc ion binding. The transcript has a single exon. The record is from RefSeq and is a predicted model, not a curated record. Lineage: Eukaryota; Metazoa; Chordata; Amphibia; Anura; Myobatrachidae. Bases 87 to 1835 code for a protein of 582 amino acids.